AGCUUUGUCAAACAUGGCAGCACCUACGGUCAGCGAACAGCCCAAAGGGCCUGAACCCCAUACGACUUCUACCCACGACACCGAGUCCCAUCAAUGGUUCGAGCCGCUGGAGAAGAAUGAACCUGUCUCAUCCAUUGACGACAAUCGCAAGGAGAUUGGUGUAAGCCGUGUCGAAGCCUUCAAUAAGGUACUCUACCAGUCUGGCAAGAAGGGCAAGAUGUUACUUUGGCUGCUUGGUGUUUCUAUCGGCCUCACAAUGUUUGCGUAUGCCCUUGACAUGGGAAUCACUACCGCGAUCUUUGGAACAUUGGCUGCCUCAACUUUUAAGGUCCACAGUCAACUCGGUACCGUCAACACAGCUGCUCAAAUUAUCCGUGCCAUCAGCAAGCCAUUUAUAGGAAAGUUGGCAGAUAUAACCUCUCGACCUACAACCUACGUCAUAAUCCUCGCCUUCUAUGCUGUUGGCUUUGCCGUCGCAGCUAGUGCCAACAACUUCACGACAUAUACUGUCGGAAUUUGCUUUACAUCAGUUGGCAAGUCGGGUCUCGAUCUUCUGAGCGACAUCAUUGUUGCAGAUUUGACCCCUCUUGAAUGGCGAGGGUUCUUCGGUGCUUCCCUGUCCCUGCCCUUCGUGGUGACGGUACCCCUCAACGGCUUUAUUGCUGAUGGCUUCUACGAAAACUGGCGAUGGGGACUGGGAAUGUUCGCCAUUCUCGUUCCGGUACUCCUCAUCCCUGCUAUUCUUACACUCUAUACGAUGCAGCGACGUGGAGAAAAGGCGGGUAUGGUCACUAUAGCUGAUUCCAAGGAUGUUCGGACAGGCAUUUCGGAGACAACAUCCAAAGGCUUAGGAUAUUGGGCCAAACUUGCUUACCGUGCUUUGAUCGAUAUCGACAUUGUUGGCCUUAUUCUGCUUGGAUUCGCCUUCUCCCUCAUCCUCUUGCCUAUAACCUUAGCUAAGAGCGCUCGGGGUGGAUGGACUAAUCCCAGUAUGAUUGCUAUGAUUGUCCUCGGUUUCGUCAUCCUGGUUUUGUUCAUUCUCUUCGAGGCAUUCCUCGCCCCUAAACCUCUUAUGACGAAGCGGAUUCUCCAGAAUCGCGCAUUUAUCGCUGGAGUUAUCAUCCAUACGUUCAAUCAAAUGGCCUCAUCCAUCCGUAACACAUAUUUCUCAUCUUACAUACUCAUUAUCAAGGAGUGGACUACCUACCAAUGGACAAUCUUUCUGGGUAUCACUACUAUGGGUCUGUGCUUGGUCGGUCCAGUUGUAGGGCUGAUUCACCGUUCUACACAUCGCUACAAGAGUCUCAUGAUAUUUGGCGCUGCAGCCAAAAUUCUCGGAUACGGCAUUCUGGUCCAACCGAGUGGUAAAAUGACGCAGGAUACGGCCCGUCUCGUAGCGGCGCAGCUUAUCUUCUGUCUUUCAUCCUUGAAUGUUGUGGGCGCCCGUGUCGGCGUGCAAGCAUCCGUUCCCCAUUCCGAUGUCGCCUCGCUCAUCUCUAUCAUUACCUUAUGGUCUACCUUGGGAUCUAGCGUCGGCAGCGCUAUUGCUACCAGCAUCUGGACAGAACAAAUGGUCGACCAGAUGCAUAAAGAGAUGCCCGAUGUUUCUACCAAGAUUAUUGCUAAGAUCUAUGGUAGCAUUAAGACGCUCAAAACAUAUGAGCUUGCGGACCCUAUUCGUCAGGGAUCUAUCCGGGCCUACGCUAUUGUUAAUGGGCACAUUACUGUUGCCUCUAUCUGCUUGUCUUGCGUCCCUCUUAUUGCUUCAUUGUUUAUGCCUAACUACUAUCUCGGCAAGCAACAGAAUGCUGCCAAUAACAAAGGUCUUGAUGGCGAGGUUGUUGAUAUUCCAGAUGAGCUCAGACAAAGCAGUACUGCUACCGAUUCUCAACCUGCAACAAUCUGGAAGAAGGUGCUGACUCUGUACCGGAAAUAG
Messenger RNA from Aaosphaeria arxii CBS 175.79, 1936 nucleotides. Its product is annotated as MFS general substrate transporter. The coding region runs from base 14 to 1936 and encodes 640 amino acids. Gene Ontology annotation, biological process: transmembrane transport. Lineage: Eukaryota; Fungi; Ascomycota; Dothideomycetes; Pleosporales. The record is from RefSeq and is a predicted model, not a curated record. The transcript has a single exon. Gene Ontology annotation, molecular function: transmembrane transporter activity.